Symbiodinium sp. CCMP2592 is the source of this 5169-nucleotide messenger RNA. NCBI's taxonomy places the organism in Eukaryota, Dinophyceae, Suessiales, Symbiodiniaceae. The record is from the annotation of a GenBank genome assembly.
AUGAAACCAGUCCUGGUAAAGCUGACAGGACUACGAAAAAAUUCUGUUUCUCCGGAUGCCAGUCAGCAGUCCAACCUGGAGCUGAAAGCAUGGGUGGCCAACAUAAAAGUUAUUUGGGAACUCCGUCGAGUGCUGGCUGUUCUGAAUCCUCAAAGGUUGAAGUUGGAUGUCAAGAAAGUUCUCCACCAAAGCAGAAAGGAGUGGUACAUCCUGAUGAGAAGCUACGGACUGACAGAAGAUGAAGCUUUGUUCCUGAACAGAGCUAGCCUGGCUGCCCAAGGGAAACAACCGGGUCCCUAUACGCAUGAAGAGCACGGUGUCCCUACGGAGACUGUGUUAGCCAUUGCUGCUGAUGGGGCACUGUACAGGAAGCAGUCCAAGGAGCGUGAACAUUACCAGCAGUUCAUAAAUUCUCUGGUUGCUGCAGUGCUCCCUGCUGACAAGCAGGCAGUGGCGGAUGCUGAGCUGGAAGAGGUUGUGGCAUCGACUCGUGGGUGCCGGAAUGAGCCGAGAUGCUGCCACCAGGCAACAGUGAUGUCGAUCAGCUCGGAUGCCAAGCGGCUGGGGAACCCUGCUGAAGAAGUGACGAUCUUCGCUGCCUGGAGUGCUGAUGGCGAUUGCUCAGCAUGGCUGCCGCCCAUGGUAUCCAAAGACUUUCAUGCUGGCCCUGCUGUCGAUGCUGAUGAUGUGGUCCAGGCCUACCAGGAAAACUACGCGAAGCACACAGAAAGAUUCUUCGAGCAACCAUUGCCCGAAGAUUCUGAGAUGCACAAGAAGCGCAAGGCACUGCAGCCUUUGAAAAAGGCACUGGUUCCGAACAAGGAGCAGCUCGUUAUGCUUGACAAGACCCUGAGAAAGGGUGUCGGAUGGGGCUUGGCCGUGCAUGAGCUGAAAGCACCCCUCCUGAUCAACUUUGUGGACCAGGGCUCUGCAGCCUGGCCUGGCCGGUGCCACAGCCUCGUCGAAUGGUUGGAUGUUGUCCAUAGAAGAGACAACAAUGUCAAAUUGACCUUCAAACAAGCUGGCCUGAAUGCUUUGAAGAUCGAGGCCCUGCUGGUUUUGAACCUGAUGGCGGGCCCCUGGCAAGGGGCAGGUAACCUCGGAAAACUUCAUGGAGCCAUGGAGCAAUUCCUCUCGACACAAUCACCUGAACAUCCGCUAUUUCAGGCCUGUUACCCAUUUCUCACUGAGACCAAGCACAUGAAUGUUUUUCCUUUCAACUAUGGUUCACCUGAGCACCAACAAGAAGUCUGGGAAUGGCUGAGGACUCUUCCCAUCUGGUUCCAGAAGUAUGAGGUGGUGAAGACUGGAAGGUGGCACAACUUCACCGCAAAAAGCAGCCGCCUCGAAAAAUACAGUGGAGCUGUCUUCUUUGCCAUACUGGUCUUCGGUUUUGCUGAACAAUGGUACAAGAGCAUUUAUGAUACCCCACUCGGUGGUGCAUCGUUCAGCAAUAUCAUGGUGGAAGAUGAUGAUGGUGAUGACGACGGCAAUGCUGCAGCUGCUUCAUCCUCAUCAAAGGCACCACCACAUCAUGAUCCAGCCCCAGCUGGUAUGAAACAGUCUGAAGCGCAAUUUCAAAGGACGAAGCUGAGCAAGAAGUUCAAAAGCAACCUGCAGAUGUGCCUUUGGUGGCUGGGUGACAGGCAAACGAAGGCCUUUACUGAGCCGGAUGGUGUCCUGAACUGGCAUAUUCAGACUUCCCUGGGCAGUUUCAUGACUGAGUAUCUUUCCAGUGUCCUUGAGACACUUUGUGAUGCAGAACUGCUGACCCGAAUUGGGUUCUCGAGGGAGGCGCUGAAUGGGGAUGCCAAGGAAGAUGAAUACCUGGCUAAUACAAUGACACAACUUGCAUGCAAGAUGUAUUACCAGGAGUGGGUCUGCAUGCAGCUGUACUGCCACCGACCCCCAUACUGCUUCGCAAAGCUGAUUUCCCGGAAGCCUGAGGAAGCUCGGGCUGCUCUGAUGGAGAUGAAAGCCUUGUGGGAUCAGUUGACAAAUGCUGAGGCAGUGGCACUUUGUGACAGCUGGCUGAAGAACUUCCUGGAGAGCCUUCUCUGGCCAAGAUCGAGCUUCUGUCGUGAAAUUCUGAUCUCCCUCGCUGAAAUGGACUUCGAAGAGCUCCCUUCUGAUGUUUCUGACAAGCUGGAGAAGGUUUUCCGAUCCCUUGCCACGUCCAGGGUCUGUGAACAGGCGUUCAAAUGUCUCACAGACGAUGUCCGUGCCAGCACCAAUUCUGGACAGCUGACUCGAAUGGGCCGGUGGAACCGGCUUAUUCACACGUCAGUUUUGACGGAGAACGGCCGCUGCCAGAUAUCACCGACUAUUUCACAUGUGAAACCCGGUGCUGACUUGAAAGUCAACAACUCGCUGAGUGAGGCAUCUGACAAGUACUGCAGUUUGGGGGCCAAGUUUCUGAAAGACAUGGUCAGUCAGAAGGAGACGUUUGGAGUCACAUCCUACAACCAAGGCGGCCUUGCGACCCUUUGUUUGCUGAGUUCCAGGAAUUUUUCAGCAAUGAGACAAGGGUAUCUUGCUUUGUUGGCAAUGCCUGGUUACCUUCUGUGGCGUCCUGACCUCGGACAGCGUGCCUACUGGGUGGUUGGCACCAGUAUUUAUGGGGUGCUGGUGGUACAGCUCGAGCGCUUUGAGACUGAGACUGGGCCUGUUUUUGUUUUGGCAGACAGAGCAGCAGAGCACCCUCAGCUGCUUGCCAUCACAAACCCAAGUGGGUGGAAGUCUUGCGCACUGAAAGCUGUACCCCCCAUGCUGAUGCCUUCAUCUCUGCAUGGCCGAGUCGGACUCCGUACCGAUGGCUUGCUGAAAGCAGCCGCCAAAGUUGGCUUUCCUGGAAUGACGCUGGCGCAGCUGGUCAUGCUGACGGACUACUUGGCGGUGGACAAAGGCACGAAGCCCAAGCUGAUGGUGGACUACUUGUUCAUCCUGUGCAAAUUCCUCAUUGCUGAGCUGACCACUUCGGAGUUUCAGGACAUUUUGUCCAAACGCGGCUCUCAGCAGAAGGCACCUUCUUUUUUGGAUGCCAACUCCGAAAUAGCAGCUGAGGGAUUGGACCAGCAGGAAAUGGAGGAACUCGAGGACUACAUCAAAGAGUCCAAAGCUUGGAAGCAACCACCGAAGGUCGCCGCGAAGGCGAAAGCCAAGACGACAAGGAAGAAGGCAAUGCCUCUUUUGAACAAGGCUUCUCUGACCUUAGCUGAUGUGCAGGGGUACAUUCCUGAAGUUGCCGGCUGUUCUCUGAGCAGGGAGACAACCUGGCAUCACAGAUUCAAGGUUUGCUAUCCGCGGGACUUUCCCCCUUUCUCGUUUUCCUGCACUUAUACUGCUGAGAAAGGCAGCAUGCGUUCCGCUGCAAUAGCCUGCAUCAGGUGGGCUUGGAAGGAGCACGAGGCUGCAACGGGCACGCCGUGUCCAUAUGCAAUGCCUGACGUGCAAGCUGUCGACGACAUCGACCUCACCGUGGACUACCACUUCCACGGUCGAUACUUCAGUGGCCAGAGCGGCUCUCAUGGGCUUGAUCGACAGGGGCUGAAUACACCGCUCUUCGUCAGCGGGAACCGGUGUGGCAACUUGCAGGAUGCCAGGCUCAUGGCCAAAGGGCAAACAAUCGUAAAGCCGGAUUCUGCGCCAGGCUCGAAGAAUACUCAUCACAAGGAGCAUUGUGGCAAACGAUGUGGAAGUUUGUUUGUGUCGCUGGCGAAUCUUUGGGGUGACAAGAAGGCCUCCGGCGCCGCAACUUUCUGCAUCCCGCUCCGGCAGACGCCCCUUCCGGGCUUCGGUCGGGCGCAGGUGGGUCGCCAGCCACCGGCAGCCGACAAGGCGCGGACAGCCCUCCAGAACAGUGUCGAAGAGGCCGAAGUGGUCGAAGAGUCCUCUUCCAAAGCGACUGUGCUCAGCACUGCCGUGAGUCUUGCUAAGAGCAUGUUGGGCAGCGGAGCUCUUUCCCUUUCAGCGGGUGUCGCGGCCUUCACGAACACCUCCCAAGGGCUGCUGGUGGCCACUGCUAUCAUCCUGGGCAUGACAGUGCUGUCUGCUUAUACUUUCCAGAUGGUGGCAGAAGUCAGCGCAGAUACAGGGGCAGACGACCUCGGUGCUGCCUGGAAGACAAGUUUCGGCAAGUGGGCCUUCCUCCCACGGCUGGCGGUGGGCACUCUUUCCGGCAUCAGUUGCACGGUUUACGCCAUGAUCCUUGGCGACCUCCUGACUCAGUUUGUUCAGUCCUUCCUGACUGCCGUCCCUUCGCUAGGAGCCUUGAAGCUGUACUGCAGCCGAGCUCCCGUUCUGAUCAGCCUCACCGUGUGCGUUCUGCUCCCAAUGUGCCUGGCAGAAGACUUCUCGAGCUUGGCCUUCACUUCAAUGCUGGGUCUUGCUGCUUGCGUCUACUUGUCGGCAUUCUGUGCGCUGCGUGCGCUGGAUGGCAGCUACCUCAGGGGAGGUAAAUUCUUCCGUGCUGCACCUUUUGCGCCGAUGGCCCUGAUCAGCGCAAGCCAUCUAUCGGAUGCCGUGAACCCUCGAGUCCUGGUCUUCUUAUCGAACAUCAGUACAGCGUACAUGAACCACGGGAUGGCACCGGCAACAUACCAGGAGCUGGUCCAGAGCGGCAGCUCCAAGAAAAGCAACCUUCGGCGCUAUGCGCUUGCCGUUACUCUCGCCUUUAUCAUCACUGGCGGCGUUUGCACCUCUUUGAUGGCCGCCGGCUUCUUCACCUUCGGCGCGAACACCCAAGGUCUGCUUUUGGCGAACUACGCCACCCGCGACCUUGCAGCUUCGCUUGGAAAGAUGGGGGUAAUGAUCAGCAUUCUCUGUGGAUUUCCUCUCAACUUCAUGCUGCUGAAAUCGGAGGUCGUGGCCAUGGCCAAGAAAAAAGGCUUCUCAAUGGACAAGCCGGCGGUGCGCUGGCUGACCGUGGCCCUGCUGACUGUUACCACUGGACUCGCCUUGGUAUUGAAGGAUUUGGGGAAGGUGCAAGCAGUCACCGGUGCAACUAUGGGAAGUUUCAUUGUCUUCGUGGCCCCGGCAUUGAUGUCUCGAGGUCUUCGCCGACAGCGCGGCGGCAAGGCCCCAGGGCGUGCCGUGCAGGAAGUUGUCCUGGUGAUGUGCGGCUUCCUUCUAGGGAGCCUCGGGGUGUUCCUGAGUAUCACAAGGAAGUGA